UUGACAACUGCCCGUCCAGAAACUUUAUUUCGGGCUUAUUUUGAGUGGAGUCAGUUCCCUCGCUCUGUGAGUUAGCAUCCCCCGCCGCAACCGCCUAAGGCCGUAGCUUUUAGAGUCGACCAGUAUUCGCAGUAUACCCAAGUGCCACUAAUCUAAUUUAUCCUUUCGCGUCAGAUAUUUAAUUAACUCCCGCCUCACGUCGAAAAUUACCAGUUUUUCUAGGGAACUGUCAGUUUCCGAGCUAUAUUAAUUCGCCCUUUUGAAUCGUACCUUUUUUCGGUGUCCAACUCGGAUUUUUCUUCGUCCAUGUGCGAUCCUCGAACUCGACACAAAAUCAACCCUAAUCGCGUCAGUUAUAUUUUUAACGUUCUUAAAGUUCAAAGAAAAUCGGAAUAGAAGUUGAUUUGAAUAGUGUUGGUGUGUUCCUCGCGGAAGACUUUGAUACGAUAUUGAAUGAACUAAACCUGCGAAAUAUUUCCGGACGUAAAUAUGAUAAAAUUUCAAGUUUCUAGUUUUUCAAAUGGUACAGCCAGAUUUUUGCUUGGAGUUGUAUUUUGAGUGCUCAUGAAUGGAUUCCUUUUCAACGCAGAAAGGAUUUCUCUGACCAGCACGAGGCUCAAAAAGACUUGAUAGUAUCCCUUAAAAAGACUUUUACCGGAAAGAAAGUGGUCUCAUUCCUGUCUUAUAAUACUGUCUUCCCGCCACAAAAAAGUAUUAUGGUGAAUUUUUUUCAACGCAAGGCCUUAACACUGCAGAAAGAACUAAAUGGCACCAGAAAUCAUGACAAUAAAUACGAAAAUCCGAUUGCCUUUCUUAUUUUUACUGGAACUUAUCUUAAAAUAAUUCUCUGCUCAGCAUGAAAGGAGCAGAGUGGUCACUAUUUUAUAUUUAAUCAAAUUUAUCUGUCCUAUUCUCACUAAAGUUGCAUCCUGUCGAUCAAAAAUUAACUCUAGUCAGCAAGACAGGUAUUCUUCAAAAGUAAAAUUUUCUACAAAUUUGACCGGUUUUUCUCAGUUUUAAAACCAUGGCAAAUACAGCUCAUCUUGUUCGACGGCAAAGCUCUCGUGACUUGAAUCCUCAGCGCUCAUUGGACAGACUUGAGUUGAAGGAAAUGAGGACUCGUCUUGUGGAUAAGGUGGAAAAUGGUACCGUCUCACCACUAGUGACACGUAGCUAUGGUACAACAAAUAUUGCCUUCGAUGACAGCAGCCCCAAUUCAAAUGCAAUUUUAAAGCCAACUGUUCCAACUGAUCUGAAAGGAAGUGUGGAAGGUAAAGCAAUCUUCCGUCCAGACUCAAAUGAAGAAGAACGAGAAUCUUGGGAUAGCAAACUCACUUUCCUCCUGGCCACCGUCGGCUAUGCUGUUGGUUUAGGCAAUGUCUGGCGAUUUCCUUAUCUAGCCCAAAAAAAUGGAGGAGGAGUUUUUUUAAUCCCAUACUUUGUGAUGUUAGCAAUAGAGGGGAUUCCUAUUUUCUACCUUGAGCUAGCUAUCGGACAACGACUGCGGAAAGGCGCCAUUGGAGUGUGGAAUCAAGUCUCGCCCUACCUAGGUGGGAUCGGUAUCAGCAGUGCAGUUGUGUCUUUCAAUGUUGCUCUCUACUACAAUACGAUUAUAGCUUGGUGUCUGUUCUACUUUGUUCAGAGUUUCCAGUCAAAAUUGCCGUGGUCAGAAUGUCCUAACAGAUUUCUUCCAAACGGGACGUACUACCCAGAACCUGAAUGUGUUACAAGUACUCCAACACAAUAUUUUUGGUACCGUACCACACUGCAGAUAUCAGAGGACAUCAACACACCCUCCACAUUCAAUUGGAAGAUUGCUCUGUCAUUAGUCAUUGCAUGGGUACUCGUGUACCUUUGCAUGAUCAAAGGAAUUGCAAAUUCAACCAAGAUUGUUUACGUAACAGCCAUUUUUCCGUAUGUUGUUCUCAUUAUCUAUUUCUUCAGAGGCAUCACCUUGCAUGGCUGUAUGGAUGGAAUUUGGCAUCUGUUUUCUCCCAAGUGGAGCAAACUAGCUGAUCCAGUUGUUUGGCUUGAAGCUGGAACGCAAAUAUUUUUUUCUCUUGGGCUUGCAUUUGGUGGACUGAUCGCCUUCUCUUCAUAUAAUCCAGUCAACAAUAAUUGCUACCGAGAUGCAAUCACUGUUUCUCUCACUAAUUGCUUCACAUCCAUGUUUGCUGGAGUUGUUGUCUUCUCAAUAAUUGGUUUCAAAGCAACCAUGUCGUAUGAGAAAUGUCUAGAGGAAAGAAAUGCAACUCUAUAUGCUGUAUUUGGUCAUGCCUCAAUUUAUCUGGAUCCAAACAAUUUACCUGCUGAAAGAUCGCGGGUUUCAAUUCCCAGUAGUACUGAGUACGCCAUCAUGCCAGAACUGCCCGAGUGCAAUCUUCAGAAAGAGCUUGACAAUACGGCAUCAGGUACGGGUCUUGCUUUUAUAAUUUUCACCGAAGCCAUCAACCAGUUCCCUGCUGCACAAGUGUGGGCCAUCCUCUUCUUCCUCAUGCUUUUCACUCUUGGAAUAGAUUCUCAGUUUGGAACCUUAGAGGGCGUCAUCACAUCAAUAACAGACAUGAAGUUGUUCCCGAAUUUGCCCAAACAAUAUGUCACAGGAGGGCUGUGCUGCAUGUGUGCUGUUCUUGCCAUGUCAUUUGCUCAUGGAGCGGGCAACUAUGUGUUUAUUCUAUUUGACAGUUUCAGUGGAAAUUUUCCUCUUUUAAUAAUAGCCUUCUUCGAAUGCAUUGCUGUUGCCUAUGUUUAUGGGCUAAAAAGGUUCGCAGAUGACAUUGAAUUAAUGACUGGUUCUCGACCAGGCCUCUAUUGGAUGAUCUGUUGGAAAUACAUAUCUCCAUGUGCCAUGAUUUUGAUUCUCAGUGCGAGCUUUGUUCAGAUCGCAACUGAGGGCGGUGGUUAUCCUGCCUGGGUUGCGUCAAAAGGCAUAACUGAGCGGCAUGAGUGGCCAACCUGGUGCAUAUAUCUAAUACUGUUUCUAAUUCUCAUCUCAGUUAUUUGGAUCCCCCUUGUUGCCAUUCUCAGAGCGUUUGAAAUAGUACUCAUUGAUGACACAGAAAAGGCGUGGUUCCCAGCGAAGGACUUGAAGGAGUUCCAUGGGAUUGUUGAGCAUUCAGUGACUCCAGCAGAGACGCUUCUAUUCUGUAUCCGGGACGAUGGCACAGAAGGACUGUGCUGUCCAACAUCAACAGUUGAAAUGGAAGACGAAGAGGAUGACGAUGACAAAUAAAAAUUGAACUUAUUCAGAUUUUUAUACCAAUGGCAUUCCUCCUCCAAGAUCAGGACACUCAGUCAAAGUAUUUGUUUUGAUGUUUUGAAACCAAUCUUAACUCUUGGGAUGCUAUGUAACAUAUGGAAUCAUUUUUAGAGUUCUACUUAUUUUCAAACGAGUUUGUCUUCAGUUCUUGUAGAUCUUUUUGCUGUUAAGGAGCUCUAGUCCUUAAAGUUUUUGUUGAAAGGAAAGGAUGGAUAUUAAGUCACGCUCCUAUCUCCUUAUCAAUUGCACAAAUGCAGAGCUCUAAGUUUCAGCAAGUCCUUCAAAGCAUGCUGUCUUAGAUGUAAAAACAGCAUUCCUCUUCCUCCUCUUUCUCUUUUUUUACUACGGUUCGUGAGUUGUUCCAUGUUUUUGUGUAUGUCUUGUUAUCAGCUUUUGCGUAAAAUUACUCAAUUGUUAUCUCAAUUAUCUUUCCUGAGCUAUACUCCUGACAAUGUCUGCAAAAAAAUCUGAUGGAUGAGGUUAACACCUCUGAUGUUUGUUCCACUUUGAGUUUUAGACUUUUAGAAGGGAAAAUGAUGUUAUAGCCAUUAAUACCAACUGCGGUCAAUUGAAGUAGAGGUAUAUUUUGGACUACUAAUCAUUUCGAGAAAUAGGCUGAAAUAUUUAAAAAUUGUUUGGCUUUAUACAAAUAACUAGGAAGUGGUAGGUGUGGUAGCCUCGUUGCUGCAAAAUAAAAUUACCAAGUCCUCUAGAAAAUUUGUAUGAUAUCCUCAACCCUGUAUAUAAUUCAAACUGUUGCAUUUGUCAUUUCAUCUUCUGGUCCUUAUUAUCUUGGCACAUUACCAGGAAAUCCGUGGAAACCUCAUCUUUUGUUUUUAAAAAAAUUAUAACAGAAUUGUUUUGUCUUGCUAAGAAUUUAAUGAUGUUGAAUUUUGAUUUUUAUCCAGCUAGUAAUGCCGAACAAAGCUUACCAAAAAUCUGCGGAAGUUUUAAAUAAUCUCAUAAUUUUUUUUCACUAAUGGUAAUUUUAUCUAAUGGGACGUUAAAAGUAAAUGUGUUAUCUCCUCUCUUAAUUUAUCAUGUCGUGUAUGAUUUUUCAUUCAUUUUUAACCCAUUUGCAAACUUAGACAAGUAUUCUUGUUAGCACUGUCCCAGAACAAUUGUGCAUAGACAAGUCAACCUGCACAGUUUCUAGAUGAUUAUUCAUACACAUAGUGUGUACUUGCCAUUGUGAACCUAUAAAAAUUGUGCAUUGACGAGUUUUCUUGUGUGCUUGACAGGCUAUUUUUUUCCUUGUUUUUUUCCAAUUGCCUGCUGGAUAGCACCAUGGAUAUUGUUCUAAAAAGUUCAAGAAUUUCCUGUUGCCCUCCUGGUUGCCCAAACUGCUAGGCAAGAAAACGCUAAUACACAAAUGGGUCAAGAAGGAAUUAAAUUUCAUUUUAGUGCGAGUGGGAAAGUUUAUUUGUUCCUACACAGCAUUUCUAAUAGUAUUAUCUCAAAGACAAUAACAGUUCUUUAUUUUUUUUUCUUUUUUUAAUUUAGCAUUGGUUGGAAGUGUUUUCUAGGCUGUGGUUUUAAGUUUAACCGUAUGAUUUUUAUACUUGCUGCAAAUCUUUCCUCAAUUUCAGGCUUCUUAUGCAAGUAUGUACCAUGUAACCUAGUCAAGGUCGCUUGUACGGUGACCAUAAGUUUUUGUUCAUAGCUCAGAUAAUUAAUGUACGGUAUUUGAUGGAAGUUUGUAAUGUACCCAAUCUCUUGGGAUUUGAUGGGAGUUUGUAAUGUACCCAAUUUCAUUAAUGUAAGUCACUCACAGCAUUAUGAAAUUAUCAAUCAUAUCAUUCCACCAUAUCAGUUUCUCUCAACUUCAGAAGAAAUUAUGUUUGUUACCUCAACCAAUUAUAUGAUCAGAAUUUUAGAGAGCAUUCUGUCAGAUACUUUUAUAAGAUGGUCCCUGCAAUAACCAGUCUGGAAUCGUAUGUUUGCUCAAACCAAACAACGAAUGAAAAUCCUUAAAAAUCGGGUAAUGAUUACUUACCUUAAUUUUGGAUGAUAUGAAUUCACGACUUUUCAGCUGUUGUCAAUAGUCUUUUACGGGGUAAAGUCGCUGAAGUGAGUUCCCUCGGGUUGUUUUUUCCUUGCCGCAAACUCUUGUUUUUAAGUUCUAAAUGUAUUGAAUUUGUAAAGUUUACCUAUAAUAUUUGUUUUUCUUUUAUACUUGUUGAAAUUGUUUCAACUAGACUGAUUUUCCUUAUAUUGAGAUUUAAAUCUCAAAUAGUCGUAGAUAAAACAUUUGCAUUUAGAGUCUGUCAAAAAACGAACAAACAAAAACACACCUGUGUAUGUUAUUUUGAAAGUUUACCCAAAUGAUUAUAAUUAUAUAUUCGGUCUUGUUAAGGAGAAAACAAGAAGUAUAAUGUGCUAUUUUAUAGCAUGAAACUUUCGAUGUAAAAUUUUCUUCAAGUCAUUCAUGAUAGUCUUUAUAGCUAUUGGUCAUGCAUCCCUUGGUCGAAACAUUUGUUCAGUAAUGCUAUUAAGUCCAGUGACCUAAACGGGUCUCUUUUUUUCUAAGUUUGAUGAACUCCUUUGCAUUAGACCUCAGUCUAGAAAGUAUGGAGAAAUUUUUUGAAAUGUUGACUAUGUUUCAAUUAUGUACCAACGUAUGUUCCCUAGAAGAGAAAUUUUAUUUUUAGUCAUAUCUGUAAAUUUUUCCAAGUUACUACCGGCAAAUUUUAGUCUAAUGUAAAAUGUUUCUAUUCGUUGUUUGUAUAAAUGACGUUUUUAUAAUUUAAAUAAUUAAGCAUUUAAAAUGCUUCAUCGGUAAUUUUAUCUGUUACUUUAAAUCCCCAGGUUUUUUUCUUGUCAUUAGAAUGUACCAUCUGCUGGCAAAAACAGAGUAUUGCCAUAUUCUUAGCAGUUAACAGAAUGUGUUAUAAAAUACUUCAAAAGUACGCUAUGAACUUUAAGAUCCUCAGAAGACCUGUAAAAAUAAUGGUAAAAGAGAGAAACUUUAAAUUUAGACAAUAAUACUUAUUUUGACAAUAAAUUGUGCUAUCUUUUGAUUAUUUAAUUUAAGAAUGACCUAGGUUCUAUUUUUAAAGAAUUUUGAUGUCAUUAUCUGUGAUCUGAAGCCUGUUUUGAUCUUACUUAGUUUGUAAUUACGGUCAGUCUAGAACUGUCUCUGCAUGUGUAGUUGGUCAGUGGAGUGAAUUUGUCCCCCAUAAAAAUUGUAUUUGUCGGUGUCUUUGAAUACUCUCCUAGGAUUAUGUCUGGUGAAAUGCCAUUGUUGAAUUAAGCGCAAUAAUCCUCCUUAUUUUUUUAAAAAAAAUUAGCCAGCAGGAGUAGUGUAUACCUCUUAACAAGAAUGAUAAGGUACUACUGACAGUUGAAUGCUAAAUUUGCAGUUGCAAAGCAGUAAGUAGCGAAUUUUGCAAGCAGCAUUUAGCAGAAGCCUCUGUUAUUUAAAGAAACAAAAUCUUAGUGGAAGUUUCGUUCCAAAGUCAAAGAGUUAGAAAAUUUUGGAGCCAGGGAAAAGCAAAAAGAGUCAGGGAAGUGGAAAAUAAAGAAAGUAUGGAAACCCUGAAUUAAAGUUUGAUACGUUUGGCAGCAAAUUUUGGAUUUUCAUGUUAGUGACCCACGACAACCCUCUUUCAGAAGUUUGGACGAAUCUUCUAGGAGGAGCUUAAAAGUAGAAUGCAAACGUUGACGGCAAGUCAUAAGACCACAAAAUUAAGUUCUUGAUUAUUUUUCAUCUUUAGGAGGAGCCCUGUCUACAGGAUCCAAAAAUUUAAAAAAAUUCUCUCUCAAGAAUGUCACCAACCUAAAAUAAGCACACAGUUUAGUGUAAUGGAAACAAUUGUCGAUGUUAAUCAAAAUAUUCAUGAAUUUUUGACCAUCAGUUACUAAUUUCUUUUGACACUAUUUGAUAUCAAUGAAAAGCAGGCCUCAGGAAUAUGUACAUUUCAAAAAAUUUUUAAGCUUUUUGUACAUUUUUACAAGAGAAAACUUUUCCUGCUGGCUCCAUUAUUUUCCAUUCUGACAACCUUAAAAAAGAAAGGUCUUGAUUGUCCUAAAAGGAAUCACAUUCACUAUACAGAAAAAGAAAAAAAUUGUACAUAAGUGUAAGGUUUAAUCCAAGUCAAUUAAGAUUUAAGUUUUUCUGAAAAUUCUGCCCGAACUAAUCCCAUUUUACACUCAAAAAAAGAAGAAAGGAAAUUUUUUUCAAAAUAUGCCAGUGUUUUUUUUUUUUUUUAAAGAAAAAGAAAAAAUAUCCUCGAGUUUAUUAAUUUUCGUUUACACCUUCAAUUAGCUGGAACCUUUGAGUGUUAUUCAAAUUUUUGUUAGCGUACAAAAUACAACAUAUAAAUGACAAAACAUUUUGUUUUGACACAAAGUUUAAUUUGAUUAAGGAAGUUUAAUGUAAAACUGUAGUCACAAGUAUAAAGCAUUUGUUGAUUUUUUCAUUUAAUAUUUUCGUCUUCAUUAAUUUAUUGAGGUUCGAUAAUAAGUUCAACCCACAGACUCCUAUCUAAUGAGAUUUAGGCCUUUUUAACUUUUGACUCUCCCAAGGCAAAGCGGUCAAUUUGUUCAUAAGAAUCAUACUUCGUAUUGGCACUAAUAUUCUAAUUACCUCUGCUCAACACCAGAAGUUCUUUCAUUUGAAAAAAAGUUGAGAUUGAAACAUUACUGAAUCGACAAGUCUCAAAAAGACCUAAGCACCUAAGAUGGGAAUGCAAGAAAAACUGUGAAAAAUGUUUUAAACUACCUACCCAUACUGGAUCUCAGAGCGCUAAAAUAUCAAAACGAUGAAUUAAUUGAUUAUCAUAUUAUUAGGUUUAAACUGGGUCGAUUUAUACAUUUUCUACUGUUUUUCUUAUUUUCACUUUGGUGCUUCAAUUUUUUUGAGGAAGAUUGAUUCAAUUACCUUGUACUUUCCAUCCGCAAGUAUUCCAUGCGUAUUAUAAGAGAUGAAAGGAAGUCGAAAUUUUAAGCAGUCAACGGGAGUUAACUAAAUGUGUUUGUUAAGGAUGAGUGUAAUCAGCAAUUAAUAAAAACUCAAUUUUUAAUGUGAAACAGGCACUACAUCUCUCAUUUAAGCUUCCAUUUAUCGUUGUACAUUGCUUGUAGUCAGAGGAAAGCAAAUUUGUAUCAAUUAAAAUAAAAUGGCUCAUUCAGAACUUAUUCUUUUUCAUGAUAUUCAGGAAAAACUACGAAAAGUAAAUCUGAAAAUUACAUCUGAAGCUUGUACGCCUCAAGAAAUGACAGUACCAGUGUUCUGCCUUCUCCAGGCGGCAUGAGCCAAAAAAUCGAGCUCUUGCACCUAUAAAUUGGGGAGCCGGGCCAUCGUAGCGCCUAAUGGAGUUCACGCACCCAAAUUUUUCAAACUCGCAAUCAUGAAGCAGCUGUAGCUCAUGAUGCGUGUGCCAAAAGUUAUUUUGGCUCUCAAAUAAUUUUCGAUGGUUCCUAAAAAUUGGUCUUUCCGGCCAAUCCAAUAAGGCUCCUAAAAUUUUAGGGGGAGGGCAGAGCACUGAACAGCACAGUUCACAGUUAGGAAAAUUACCAGUUCCUCUCCAUUAUUCCAGUUCUUGUGUAGAAUGUGCGCUUAUGAAGAUUAUGAAGUUUCAAAGUCCAGUGGUAUCAACUUCGUAAGAAUCCAUGAGUAAUUUCAGUUUCCAUGUUUUCCGGGGAGAAAAAAUCCACUCUUUCGAAAUGAUUUACAAGACUGAUCAUAUGAUUUCCAGGAUUUUUCAGAAAACGAAUCUUUUCCAAAGUAAGAAUGUCGUAAUAUACGUUUAACAGUAGUCUGCUUGUACAACAAAUUUUUCUUCGUUGGUUUCUGUUAUUUUUUUUCAAAUUUUAUCAAAUAGUGAUAAGGUAGGUUUAUUUAGUAUCUAAAUUAUCGGUGUUUUCAGGCACCCUGCAUUCAUCAAAUACUGUGAUGUCACCUCAGUCGUGAUCUGUAGUUGAAUUUUGCCAAGAACCCCUUAAUGCUGACCUAUCCUCUUGAUGUGGUUGCGGAUUGCAUCUCCCAAUGUUUUCACUAAAUUCUAGUUAAAAUUCAUCGAAGAAUGCCGUUAAAAGACCUCAGCAGGCUAAUCGUUUAAUUGUUUUGUUUGUGGAUUGGACAAGAAAAGACGAAGGUAAAAUGCAAUAAUGGGAUCGUUCAGUUGCAUGGCUCUUUGAUAUUUCAUUCUCUUUCUCCAGUCUUAUUAUUCAUAAGCCAAGAGCAACCUUCCAGUGACCGACAACCAUUAGAUAAUCUGUCUUAACAAAGUCAAAAUCAAAAGCGUGUAUGCAACAGACUGACAACCUCUUCAUCUUAGUUUCCUUUUGUCCAAUCAACAAGCAAAAUCUAAUGGUCAGCUUGCAGUCGUGCUUUAGGUCCUCCACGGACUUUUAAUUUUCAAUUUAAGUACUUACUUUUGUCUACAACCAGAAAAACUGCACAACUUCAUUUGAUCAUUACUUAACUUCAAAUACCUAAAAAGAGAGAUUGUCUCUUAUACUGCACUUCUUUUGGGAAAUUUUUCAGUUGAUUAUUCCUUGAAAAUUUUGUCAGUUACAAGUUGAAUAAUCUCUCUGAUAACUUCAUGACAGCAUUCAUCAUCAAAAUUUGGAAGAACUUUUGCUAUCUGGGUAUGAUGUCUUAGAAAUAGCAAGUAAUGUAAUAAUAGUUACUAAGAAGGGAGCGCUAUUUUUCUGAACUAAAUAAUCCCCUUCCCUCCAUUUAUUGAACAUACCUAAUGAUCCCAGUCCACUUACUUAAGUAUGCCAAUUUAGUUGAAAUUCUGUAUUCAUUGCCUUUUGUUUUUGAUUAUAUUUUUAAUCAUGUUUUAUUCGGAAUAAAGCUCUGGACUUUUGAAAAUUAAAA
Molecule: messenger RNA, 10088 nt
Organism: Bemisia tabaci
Lineage: Eukaryota; Metazoa; Arthropoda; Insecta; Hemiptera; Aleyrodidae
Product: sodium-dependent neutral amino acid transporter B(0)AT3
Biological process (GO): amino acid transport; sodium ion transmembrane transport; nitrogen compound transport
Cellular component (GO): plasma membrane
Source: RefSeq, a predicted model, not a curated record